UGCGUGAGCAUCGGUGACGCAUUGAUCAGGUGCCGCCUCAUAUAGCGCGGGGAGCUGUCCGGUGCUGAAACACAAACGAAGCGCAUUGAGGCAACACGGAGGACAUGCUGUUCACGCUCAUUCACAUUCUCUGAGCUCUACACAAAAGGCGGUAUGAUGCUGUCACUACCGAAACUGUACGCCGGAGGGGUGGCGGUCCUGCUUGUUACCCUCCUCCAAACACUAACCGUGCAGGGCGCUUCCGUGCGCCACCAUCGCCUGCGAGGCGGAGACCAGGGUGGCUUCCUUGCUCCCAGCUCCGAUAUGAUCAAAGCUCUGGAGUACAUCGAAAGCUUGAAGCAGAGAGCCGACGGACCAGAGAGUCCAACAGGGGACUACGACGAGGUGGACAAAUUCCGCUUUCUAGUGCAACUCGCCUCCCUACAGGAUGAGAACGCACCCACGCGUGAGGAUGCCACCCGUUGGCCUGAUAACAAGGUGCCACAGUGGGUUCGAUCUCUACUGCGAAUGCUCGAACAAGCUGGAGAGGCUCCAGAAAGCCAGGCUGCGCCUGGAAACGAGCGGCGUCCUCACAAGAGCAGACGCCCGAUGGCAGACGCAGAGAGCCCCGUCGGAGACUACGGGGGCUUCGUGAAGCCGCACAAGAAGUACCCGCUGAUGUUCGAAGACGAGGAGAACGGCAGAGACAACAAGCGGGCGACUGAGGAUUUGGAUGAGCAGUACACCCCUCAGAGUCUCGCCAACAUGCGCUCUAUAUUCGAAGAGCUUGGUAAACUGUCUGCCGCACAGAACCAGAAGCGAGAAGAGGAUGAAGAUGCUGAAGACGACGAUGACCUCUACAAGGUUAGGAACCUGGCGUACGAGGACGUGACCGGAGGGGAAGAAUGGGUGCCGCUGGAGGAGCAACUCGAAACGGAGGAAGUCGUCAAAGGAAGCCGUGAAGAAUACGAACGAGGGCUGGGAGAUAACGGUGAGCAGGGCGAAGCCAUUGAAAGACGAGCUACUGAAGAGGACGACGAGAACCCAGACGAUGAUACAAAACUUGUGGACUACUACCUGUUGAAGGUCUUGGAGAUGACAAACCAGGCACAAAAACGAGACCUAAUGGAAGGAAGGAGGAGGCUACUGUCUCAACCCUCUCUAAUGGACCCCAGGGCAAUCAAACAACUGCUGUCGGCCAUUUCUGUGAAGCUCCAGGUGCCUCCAGAGGACCUGGUUGGAAUGCUCUUCAUGGAGGAGACCAGAAAACAACAACAACGCCUUCCUGAGACCCAGCUGGUUAGGAAGCCUAGCCAACCUCGGUACAAGAGCCGGGUCAUUAAGUAUUACAAUGGACGACAGCCAGAGGUCACAGUGAGCGAUAUCCCUCCUGAUGUCAAAACUGAGGAUAUCCUGAAAGUCCUCGGGUUAGGGAAUCUGGCCAACAAGAACGCAAAAUUUUCUUUGCUAAAGCAAAGGCCCUAUAAAACAGCCAUGGCGAAGUACUUCAACCCAAACGGAAGACGAGGAAGCUUGUUCUUGUCUGAGUUAAACAAAGCUCCAAGCAAAAGAAAAGAUGAUUAUGAUGACGACGCAGUAGAUGAGGAUGAAGAGUCGACCUUCCUCGCAGCCAAGCUCCUGACUGAGUACCCCGACACCAGCGCGAGCGAUCGCAAGAGAGCCAUCGAUUCCACCACGAACGGACAGUUGCCUUAUGAGUUGUAUGAGGAGGCCAUGAAGGAUUUCUUUGAUCAGGUUGACAAUGGAAAGAGCACGACCACCAAGAGAGACACCCAAGGGAAAGAGGAGCCCGAGGCGCCCCAAAAGCCGCCCGCUCAAGAUUCAGCACAGGAAACCGUAGAUCAAACCCCACCUGUGCCUGGAACAGAAGAGGGUAAAGAGUAUCAUGGGAAAAUGGUUGCAGGAAUGUAAAGAGCCUGAGCGUGUAUUUUUUCCCCCUGCUCUUAUUCUGACAAGUCCCACCCCUUGUCCUUUUAACUCUUUGAUAUGUUUGCUACGGCUACACGAACGACUUCUGAACUGCCCAAAUUGUAAACCGGUUGUAAGAAGCUCCUACUAGCCAAUCCUGCCACAGAAGGGACUUGUCGGAGUAUGCACGGGGGAGAAAAAAAAAUAUUGCUAACUUGUGGGACAUGCCUAUAUCUCCUCAAAAGUUAUUUUAAAAAAGUAAACAGUUUAAAGUGCUUUAGUUUUCAUGGAAUUCUAUAUGAUGUAAAUAUCUAUGGUAUAUCAAUGUGCGGGAGUUCAAGUGUAUUUUAUCUGUCGUUUAUGAAUUGGUGGUCCUCGAAAUGUUUUCUUGUUCCUUUUGUUGGUAUCAAGAGAAUGUUCCCGUAGUCGUAGGACUCCGCUUGCUGCAAUCUUUACAAGCUAUUUCAUUAUCAAACCAAUAAAGAUGGAUGUGAUUCUCAUUUAUAAAUCAUUUUGUACGUGUUCUAAAGUGUGAGAAGAGAAACAUGAAUAAAGCAUUAACGUAUUAUUUUUC
Labeo rohita (rohu) is the source of this 2482-nucleotide messenger RNA. It is a transcript of the gene scg2b, whose product is annotated as secretogranin II b. The coding region runs from base 154 to 1911 and encodes 585 amino acids. The transcript has 2 exons. Lineage: Eukaryota; Metazoa; Chordata; Actinopteri; Cypriniformes; Cyprinidae. Gene Ontology annotation, cellular component: secretory granule. The record is from RefSeq and is a predicted model, not a curated record.